AUGUUGCCGAUUUCGUUUAGCUUUGUUUAUUAAUUUGUAAAAUUACUCUUACGCUAUGAAGGUUUGUUUUCAGAUACGAAAUAAUGACUAACUGUUGGAAAGUUGAUCCAAAACAUCGUCCCACAUUCUCAGAAAUAUGGCAGGAUCUUAAUGACAUGCUGAGUGAUGAUGAGGUAUUAGUAAUAAUCACAUUUUAAGUUCCUGCCUGUUCUCCACACACGUUGAUAUAUUAGUAAAAGCAAAUUAUCCGGUAAUGUGUGCCGGCAGGUUGCCCUCCCCCUACAAAACUACAUGCUAAUUUUGCAAUUGGUGACAAAAUAGCUUUCCAAUCUAUGUGUCUCACCUUUCAAUGUCACUGAUAGUCUGGGCAUUUUACUGCGCGGCCAUCGUUUGUGAUAUACCCAUAAAACGAAAGAAACAGAACAUCUCUACUUUGAACCUCCUGCACAGCUUUAAUAUAUACUGGUUUAUCUAAAUUUUGUUGUGUUGAAAUAUACAUUAUAAAAAUAUUUAAUAACCCACUUUUCUGGUCAUGGCUUUUAUACUCAACCAAAUGCAUAUAGUUGGUAACACACAUGGGCUGACACUGAUAGCUUUUAAAGCAGGCAACUACUGUCUUGGAAAUUAAUUCGUAGACUAUUGACAUUUUUAAAUUUCCCUAAAUCCCAAAACAUGUCAUCCUGUCAGUAAUCACGGUUUAAAUUAAACCAAUAUUCUGCUGGGGAGAGGAUGGGUACAAUUUGAAUCGAUUGUGGAUUUUGUAUUAAAAAAAUCAUUAAUAAUUCAAAACUCGUGAAUAAUCAGGAGGAAUAGACAAAGGAAAUCACUACCGUGUCGAUGGUUCAUUUGUGAUAGAAUGUCAUGUUAAUUUACAUAUAAGCUUCAGCUUUGUUUUUCUUGGCUUAGACAACGUUUGUUCUUCUAAGAUUAUAUAUAGAACUUCGCCAAUGAACUUAUAAAAUGAGUCGUCUUUUUGAAGCCAUUUUUUAAAACACACUCGUGGUCCGCGCCAUUUACCAGAUAAUAAUAUAACACUGACCUGUCGCCUCGUGUAUUAUCUGUGAGAGCACUCCUGCUCGUGUUUCAAAUAGUACUUCAACCACUCAUUAAUAAUUCAUAUAAGCUUAUUGACAAAUCAUGUCAAACAUAAUAUGUCACGUGCAGUGGCUUUACACCUGAUAAAACACUCCUAAUUAGUAUUCUUUAUAUAAAGAAUACUAAUAAAGCCGUAUCUAUUGUAGUCGUGUCCUCUUUAGUAUAUUCUUUCUGUAAAGAAUAUUAAGAAGGCGGUAUAUCCAUUGAAUUUGUAGUCGUAUUUGAAGCCGUUUCAUAAACUCUCAGGUCGUGUUUUAUUAGGUCUAAAGUCACUCGCGCUGCGCGCAAGAUUGCAUUUUGUGUUUUAAUUCUCUGCUUUUAACAUUUUCUCUUGAAACUGGACCAAAAUUAAUAGUUAUGAAAUGUUAUAUAUUCACCAGGGUAUAGUUUUGACAUUUAUCAAUGUUUAUAGACACCAUAUAUUAAAGUGUACCAAGUGAAAGAGGAAGGAUUACAGACAACGACUGAACCUAGUGAGGUCAAGAUGAAAGAACGACACGUGACUGCUUGAAAAGACAUCAAUGGUCUUCGAGUAAACUGUGCGGUCGACACAAUGUUAAAAUCCUAAACAGCAUGUUUUCGUUACAUUAAUAAUUACCUUGAUAAUAAUUAUUAUUAAUAAUUAUUAAUAAUUAUUAGUAAUUACCUUGUAGAGUAAACGUCACAGUAAUUAACAUGAAAAUCGCAAUUAGUGUCAUGUAAUUAACGUACUGUACGCAAAUUAAUGUAAUUAUAUAUAAAGGAAAUAUUACCAUACAAAGCGAACUCUUCUCCGAGGCAACGGCGCUGAGCGCUGUUCCGGGCGUAAGCCCGGGGUGAGUAGUAGUAGUAGUAGUAAAACGUUAUUUAACCACGCUUCCCUCAUCACCCAUGGAUGAUUUUCUUGAGGGGCGUCACACAAAUUACAUUCUAAAAACUAAUACAAAUUAAAUAUGAAAUAGAAUAACAUAGAAUAACAAAUACGUAGAUAAAAAAGUUAAAAAACCAAG
This is a messenger RNA of Paramuricea clavata, 2084 nucleotides long. Lineage: Eukaryota; Metazoa; Cnidaria; Anthozoa; Malacalcyonacea; Plexauridae. The record is from the annotation of a GenBank genome assembly.